UCUCUCUCUCUCUCUCUCUCUCUCUCUCUCUCUCUCUCUCUCUCUCUCUCUCUCUCUCUCCAAUUACCAUUUCCAGCCUUGGUGUUGAACCUGCAUUUUAUCAUGUGACAUAUACAUUCACCAUUUAUAGUCAUACUAGGCCAGUGGUAAAGAGGAAACCACACAAAUAAUCAUCAGUGUGGUUUUUGGUCGCAGAUACAAAACUUGGGUUUGGUUUCUCUUUUGAGGUUCCUUUUUCUCUCAUGAUUGUUCAUGUUGUUUCAGAGAGUGGUAAUUUAGAACCCAAGAUCAAGUUUUGGGACUGAAAAUCUUUUCUUUGAAGAAUGGUGAACUCGUUCCUCAAAACCCUAGAAAAUUGUGGAGAUCCCUGAACUGAGAAACUUAGGCAUUUGUGUUUCUUAUUCAGAGGAGGAGAGAGCAAUAUCUAAAAUCUUUCUGAAACCCUAGGAUUUGGGGUGUUGGGUCUCUAAAACGAUCCAUUUUCCAAUAGUAGUGUGGCCAUAGAUUCUAUUUUGAAACUUGGGUUCUGAGUUUACUCCCAAACCAAGAUUCUUUGGACCCCAGUUUCUGGGUUUUGGGAAGUGGGUUUGUUGCACUAAGCCCUAGACUCUGUUUUCAAGGUGGGGUGAGGAGGAAUUAUGCUUGGGGACAAUGGUUUAUGCCUUCAUGGGAAGUGGGUUUAUUGGACUAAGGCCUCUGUGUUAUCAUGGUGGAUUUAGGGAUACUAGUUUUCUGGAAGUGGGUUCUUUGGCCUAAAGCCUAAACUGUGUUUUCAUGGUGGAUUGAAAGGGAACUAGGGUCAGGAUUUGGGACUUUAGUUGCAGAGGAGAGGGUGGGUAAUGUCUGCGAAGCUGCUUCAUGCAUUAUCAGAAGAACACGCAGAGUUGCAAAAACAAAUUGGAUGCAUGACUGGAAUUUUUCAGCUUUUUGACAGGCACCACCUUAUUACUGGAAAGCGCGUUAAUGGCUUCCAUCCAAAGAGUUUACCUUCAGACCGUUCUCUCUCUAACACCACCAUACAUGGAGCAAAGGACAAUGGGUGCCCUCCUCAGGUUACCAUGGGGAAAAAUCAGAUCCAAAACCAGAGCCAGAGAUCUUCUGUUGAGGCCCCUCGAACUUCUCUCUCUUCCUCCUCUUGUUCUUCCUCUUUCUCUUCUCUCGAUAACCGAUCAUUACCUCAAUCUGAGAUCCCGUCUCUCGAGCACUACAGUUUCUCUGAUAAAUCUCAAAAAAAUUUGCAGAAAUCACAUAAGCAGGCAUCCAGUAACAAACAGAGUCUCUUGAAUUCUCGAAAUGAGACUUCCAAUUCUUCAGCUCAAAUGGGUCGACCAUCUCUUGAUUUCAGAGACCUGGUUAAGGACUCAAUUUAUAGAGAAACCAAAGGAUUAUCAGUGAAAACCAAAACCAAAGAGGAGACUAUACAGCGUCCAUUAAAGCCCCAAGACUCCCCAAGACCUCCUCUUCAACUGCCCAAACCACUUGAUGAACCCACUGGUUUUAAUGCAAAGGGGAGAGCUUCUUCAGUUGAUCUGAAUGAGUCGCUUAGAGUCCUUGCAAAGCUCAAAGAAGCACCAUGGUGCUUUAAUGAGCCUCGUGACCCCCCAAGAACUUCUUAUGAAUCAAAAGAUGGGUCUCUGUUCUCUCUAUCUAAAGAUGGGUCUGUGUUCUCUCUCCCUAAAGAUGCCCCACGUUUCUCCUACGAUGGGAGAGAAGCUCCUCGACCAUCUUCAAAGAUCAGAGAGCUUCCAAGGCUAUCCUUGGAUAGCGGAGAUAGCUCUUCAAGGAGCUCUAGUUUUGAUCUCAAGUUGGGCACCAUUACAAAAGAGUUGCAGAGGAGCAGCUUUGAACCAAAGAGGAAUAGCAUUUCGAGUAUCAAAACAAGCUCUGUUUUGAAGGAUUUGCAAAAAAGUGUUACUGAUCAAAAGAGCUCUGGUCGUGAAGCCAUGAAACCUCAACUAGAACCAGAGUUCAAGAGGCAACCUCCAAGUGUUGUGGCCCGACUUAUGGGCUUGGAAGCCAUGCCCAAUUCUGGUAAUUUUCAAGCUCAGGACCAGUUUGUUCCAACCAAAACUUUAAUUCAUGAAGCUGAUAACUUUCCUGGUAGUCAGAAAACUGGUAGUGGUUUUUCUGGUACCUCGAAAACUUUGGAAGAAACAAGACCUGAUCGGCACUCUAGCUCGCCAAGGAGCUCUCUGAGAGACCCAACUUCCCCAAGAGCAAAGAAUUCGAAUCCAAUUAUGAAACCCAUCGCUAAUUCAAGGAUUCCAGUUGAGGCUGCUCCAUGGAGGCAGCAAAAUAAUAGUCGUUCCCCUCGAAAAAUGCCGGAUGUUACAGCACCACAAUUUGUUUACACCGAGAUAGAGAAGAGGUUGAAAGAGCUAGAGUCUCAGCACUCUGAUAAGGAUCUCAGAGCUCUGAAACAAAUACUAGAUUGCAUGCAGGCUAAGGGGCUUUUAGAUUCCGACAGAGAGGAAGAUCCAUAUCAAAAGAGUUACCAAAACCAGAACCAGAACCAGAACCAAAUUGGAUUUGAUCUCAGUUCGAGACUUGCCGGAAUUCGGCGAAACCAGCCAGAAAAUUGCCGGGUUCCGGUAGUGAACAAGGGAAAUUCGGGCCCCAGGGAGUUUAAAUCUCCAAUAGUGAUCAUGAAGCCAGCAAAACUUAUGGAUAAGUCCAGUGACUCUCAUCUAAUCCCUUUUGAUGGUUUAUCGGGUCCUCGAGCUGGUAAACUUCUUGGGCAAAUUCAGAGUAAUAAUCCUAUUGAUACAAACCGAAAAGCUUCUGGUAUUAACAGAAUACCAAAGGAUCCUACUUCCAGAAAUGGUCAGAGAGAGCUCCAUGGUCGAGUUUCAGAUAAGCAUAACAAUGGCAGGGCUGAAGAAAAUUCGAAUUCACAGAAAGGGGUUCGAUCAAAUCAAAACCCAUCGAGGCCUCAACAAUCAGUCAAAGAGCGCACUAGUUCUGCGAAGAGCUCAGGGGGUUCUUUAAGCCCAAGAUUACAACAAAAGAAGUUGGAAUCAGAGAAGAAAACCAAGAGCUCUGCAACUUUGCCGGAUUCUGGCAAGCCUCGCCGGACUUCUGGCCAAGUGGGUUCUCCAGGAAGCCGGCAAAGGCUUGUGUAUGAUGACCAAAUUAGUGAUAUCAGUAGUGAUACAAGGAAUUUGAGUCGACAGGGUGAUGAAGUCUCUCUAAGAUCGGAUAGUAAUAUUAGCUCAGCAUCACAGGUGGAUAUUGAAGUUACAAGUGCUGAUCGAUCAGGUGAAGUGGAUUCUGUCAAUUUACGGCGAAGAGAGAGGGACCCAGUUCGCGGUGUCACUGGAAAUCACAUUCAGAGUAUAAAACAGAAGAAGGCGCAGAUUAACCUAAGAGAUGGUACGGCAGCAACCCCAAUCCCCACAAAAGACAUAGCAAAGGAACGCUCAGCUCUUGUCCCUGAGCAGCCAAGCCCUGUAUCUGUCCUCUAUGCCUCAUUUUACCGGGACGAACUUUCCCCUUCUCCUGUGAAGAAGAUCCCCACUUCAUUCAAAGGUGACAUGAUCCAAAACCCAACCGCCAACCUUUGCACCGAGGACACAUGGGACCCGCUAGCCCUUAGUAAUCCGGGCACCAAGCUAGCCAGUGUCAAGAGCCUAGUCCACAAGCUUGAGAGGCUCAACUCAGCUCACGACGAGGCCACAACUGAUCACAUUGCGUCACUAUGCGAGCACACCAACCCUGAUUGCCGCUAUGUAUCUGAGAUCCUUUUGGCCUCUGGCUAUCUCCUUGAGGGCCUCAGCAACAGGCCUAGCCUGCCCCAUGGCUCAAACCCAUUGAGCCCCGACUUGUUCCUAGUACUCGAGCAAACCAAGCCAGCGGCUCAACGCACCAAACUGGAGAUGGCCCACCGAAGGUUGAUAUUUGAUAUGGUGAAUGAGAUUCUAGCAAACAUGCUCACUGACCUCGCCAGUGGCUCUUGGCUUGAGCCUCGGAUCCAGACUGUUGGACCCAUAGGGGCCCAAAGUCCAGGUUUUGGUGCAAUGGAGGGGACUUCUAGAGACAAGCUUGUAUACCUAGGCCUGGGCUCACAGAUCAAGCCUUGGACUCGAUGGGAUGGGCCUAAAGAGAGUCCUAGUAUGCUUCUUCAUACAUUGGAUGAGAUUCAUGGAAGACCCAGGAUCUCAAGGACCAAGCCGUGGGUUCGAGCCAAUGGGCUAAAAGGGGGCCAUCAGUUGGUACUGGUGGUGUGCGAGGAGCUUGAGAGGCUAGCUCGAGUUGCGUCGGGUUAUGAAGAUUUUGAUGAGUUUUUGGACUCGAUGGUCCGCGAGGAGAUAUCAAGAAGGCCGCCUAACAGUCAAAGUGAGCGCGAUGGUGUGGUUUUGGAUUUGGAGAGGAUGAUAUUUAAGGAGUUGGUUGAUGAGAUGGUGAGUAGUGAGGCGAGGAGUUGUAGAGUCGGGUCCAUUGGGGCCCGGAGGCGACAGCUAUUUUCGGGUUAGGGAGGAUUGUGAGAUCUAAGAAGAAAAAAAAAAACAAUUAAUUGGUGUUUUAUUUUGUUUGAUGUUAUUUUUAUGGGAGAUGAGCCCAAGUGGGUUUGAGCUGUGUGGGAUCGAAAGUGGGUUUUUUGCUCUCUUUUUCAUCUGCCUUUUAUUCUUUUACGAGUUCUAUUCACAGCUUGUAACUAUAUAAGAAGUCUCAUUUGAGGUUCUCGUUAACCAUUAGAGUCUUACUGGGAUUUCCCCUAUAUUUUAUCCAUGAAUUUCAGCGAA
Amborella trichopoda is the source of this 4742-nucleotide messenger RNA. RefSeq names its product LONGIFOLIA protein (gene TRM4). The record is from RefSeq and is a predicted model, not a curated record. Lineage: Eukaryota; Viridiplantae; Streptophyta; Magnoliopsida; Amborellales; Amborellaceae. Gene Ontology annotation, biological process: regulation of monopolar cell growth.